AUGAAUGAACAGAACAAUAGAACAGCAUUAAUGAAUGACACAACGAAGUGCCUGUUGAAGAAGAUACAAACGCAGAUUGAUAAGAUUACAUUUCUACAUACUAAUCCAACACAGUAUAGUGAAAUAAAGAAGGAGAUUGGUAAAGACAUGCAGAAAACGAUGCUUGAGAGUACAAGAAUUGUUGAAAAGAUCAUUGAGCGAAUGAACAAGGUGAAUAAACAACUGAAUCCGAUUGAAGAUGAUGUGAGUGUGGUAGGAUGUGUACGAUCACAAAUGCAGUAUUUAUAUGAAAGACGCAAAAAAGUGUUUGAUGAAGGUAAGUGUUGUGGAAUUCUGACAAGUAACAGAGUUGAUACAAUGCUUUCACACGGAAAGGCUGUAAUCAAAGGCAAGGGAAAGACGUUGAGUUAUGAAUUCAAAGAAAAGCUGAUUGGAUUUGUGCAAAAGCGAGGCAGUAUUCUAUGGGAGAAUGAGCGAGUUGAUGAAUUGGUGAAGUCACUCAUGAGUGAAUGA
Molecule: messenger RNA, 513 nt
Organism: Ordospora colligata OC4
Lineage: Eukaryota; Fungi; Microsporidia; Ordosporidae
Exons: 1
Coding region: 1-513 (170 amino acids)
Source: RefSeq, a predicted model, not a curated record